AUGCCACCUGAUUUGGAUAUAUGGGUAGAGUCGGUUGGAAAGAAGAAAGGGAAUAGGGUAUUUGGUCUUGGAACCGCAUCUAAGACUUUGGUUUCUGUAUCAAAGAAACCCUCAAGUCUUUCAAGUGACUCUCAAGAGGUUGAUGUUUUGAGAAGUCAAGUCCAUGCCUUAAAUGCAUCGUUGCAAAGACAAGGACAAGAGAAGAUGGUGAUGAGGCAACAAUUGCAUCGACAGGAAGAAAAGAUGGCCGAAGCGAAUAAUAAAAUUUCAUUUUUAAUGAAUCAUUUAGGAUAUGUUGGGUCUUCUUCUCAUCCACCACAACCCAUUAAUGAAAGUGAUCACAUCAUCCACCACAACCCAUUAAUGAAAGUGAUCACACAAAUGAAGAUGUCGUCGAUGAAACAGAUGAAGAAGACCUUAGUAAUGAAUUUUGAUUUUGUGCUAGAAAUGGAGAGAUAUUUUAAAAGGAAAUUUACAUCAGAGUCUCAAGAAAAUGUUGAAAGUAGAAAGUUAUCAACACCUUUAAGGUCAAUUAUUGGUGGGGAAAAGAGAUUUUUAAAAGUUGAUUUGAACAAUCUUCCAGCUGAUCUAGGAGAGAGGAAACAAAUUUCAUGUUAUCAUCCAAAUGACCGAGAUAACAUUCGAAGAGCUUAUUUGCAAAAAGGACCUUGUCAGCCUAGAGAUCAUGAUUUUCCAAAAAGAAAAAUUGGACCUCUUUUUAGGAAGUUUAAUCCUGAUUGGUUUUUAGAAUUUGGAAAUUGGUUAGAAUAUAGUGUCUCAAAAGAUGCUGUAUUUUGUUUAUGUUGUUAUCUCAUGAGAUCUGAUAUUGGAGAACAAAAAAGUAGUGAUGCUUUUCCGAUUGACGGUUUUUCAAAUUGGAAGAAAAAGGAAAGGUUGGAUAUACAUGUUGGAAAUUUUAACAGUGCUCACAAUCAAGCUUGGAGAAGUUGUGAGGCCUUAAUGAAUCAAAAACAACAUAUUGAAGUUGCUAUCAUGCGUGGACAAGGUUACGAUGGGGCUAGUAAUAUGCAAGGUGAAUUUAAUGGACUGAAAAGUUUGAUCUUGAAAGAAAAUAGUUCUGCAUUCUAUGUUCAUUGUUUUGCUCACCAACUUCAAUUAGCACUUGUUGCUGUUGCCAAGAAGCAAGUUGAUGUUGGUUGUUUUUUUAGUUUGGUUAACAAUGUAUUCAACAUUGUUGGAGGUUCAUGUAAACGUCAAGAGAUUCUUAGAGAAAGUCAAAUGCUUAAAGUUCAAGAAGCUUUAUUGAAACGUGCUGGAGAUACAAGAUGGGGCUCACAUUAUGGUACAUUACUUAGCUUGAUCUCUUUGUUUACUUCAGUAAUUGAUGUCCUCGAAUUUGUUGAGGAAAAUGGCUCAUCAUCAGAUCAACAAAUUGAAGCUUGUCAUUUAUUGAAAACAUUGCAAAGAAGUGAUCAAGAUAUUGUAAAUGCUAUAUCAUUAGUUAGAGUUUGCAAAGGCAGGUUACAAGGUAUGAGAGAUAAUGGUUGCAUUCCAAAUAUGGAUGAUGCACUCAUUACACAAGGAAGAUCGAAGCGUAAAGCUCAAAAAAUUUCAAAUCUACAUCGUUUUCAAGUUGAGUUAUUUUAUGAAGUGAUUGAUAGACAACUUCAAGAGCUUAACAAUAGAUUUAACGAGGUGAACACUGAGUUGCUUCUUUGUGUAGCAAGCUUAAAUCCAAGAGAUUCAUUUUUUGCAUUUGAUAAGGAGAAGUUGAUUCAUUUGGCUAAGUUUUAUCCAUCAGAAUUUUCUCAUGUGGAGCUUAUUGUGCUUGAUAGUCAGCUUGAGACUUUUAUCAUAGAUCUUCGGUCUGAUGAUAAAUUUUCAAAGUUAAAUGGAAUCACUGAACUUUCUGAAAUGUUGGUGAAAACUAAAAAGCAUAUUGUGUAUCCAAUGAUAUUCUUACUUGUGAGGUUAGCUUUGAUUUUACCUGUGGCAACUGCAACUGUUGAAAGAUCUUUCUCUGCCAUGAAUUUUGUGAAGAAUGGUUUACGCAAUCGCAUGGGAGAUGAGUGGUUGAAUGAUUGUUUAGUUACAUAUAUAGAGAGUGACAUAUUUGAUGAAGUGGACAAUGAAAAAAUCAUUGAACAUUUUCAAAAUAUGAAAACUCGUAGAGGACAAUUGUAA
Messenger RNA from Vicia villosa (hairy vetch), 2145 nucleotides. RefSeq lists its product as uncharacterized. The record is from RefSeq and is a predicted model, not a curated record. Lineage: Eukaryota; Viridiplantae; Streptophyta; Magnoliopsida; Fabales; Fabaceae. Gene Ontology annotation, molecular function: protein dimerization activity. The coding region runs from base 1 to 2145 and encodes 714 amino acids. The transcript has 6 exons.